Messenger RNA from Cucumis melo (muskmelon), 2323 nucleotides. RefSeq names its product CBL-interacting serine/threonine-protein kinase 24. The record is from RefSeq and is a predicted model, not a curated record. Lineage: Eukaryota; Viridiplantae; Streptophyta; Magnoliopsida; Cucurbitales; Cucurbitaceae. The transcript has 15 exons. Gene Ontology annotation, biological process: signal transduction; protein phosphorylation. Gene Ontology annotation, molecular function: ATP binding; protein kinase activity. Bases 533 to 1846 code for a protein of 437 amino acids.
CAUCAAAUUUAUUUGGUUUCUUGUUCCUCUUUUGAGAAUGCCCUCCUUCUUUUACCAAACCCAUCAUUUUCGAUCCUGCUUCGGUUGGUGCCUUGUCUUGUCAUUUCUUCGCCGGUCCUCGUAGCCCCAUUUUCCCGGUUUUAACUGCUCCUUCUCCGGCGAUUAACUGAAUUCCGAUUCUUCUGUCGGUUGUUUCUGAUCAAUUUUCCCUCCUACUGUUUCAAAUUUUCGGUACCUAUGCUGAAAAACAAGAAGAAUAUUAAGAAGAUUGUGUUUCAUGAAGAGAAAUUGAGUGCGUAGCGGAAUUAGGACUUGCACAAAGCUGAGCUGUAUGAUUCGAAUUCGAUUUCAAGCUCGGCCGUUCAAUUCACGCUAAUUUGGGUUACGGAAUAGAAUAAUUGAGGAAUUGUUUUUUCUUAUUUGAUGACUCUUUGUUGAAUUGAGGCGAUUGAGGUUUUUCUGUGCGUCAUGUUGGAUGGCUGUUCUUAAUUGAGAACUAUUAGGAGUUUGUUUUCUUCUGGGAAGUACGAUCAUGAAGCGACUUACUAGAAAAGUUGGGAAGUAUGAGGUGGGGAGGACCGUUGGGGAAGGGACGUUUGCCAAGGUUAAGUUUGCAUGUAACACGGAGACGGGGGAGGGUGUGGCUAUGAAAGUUUUGGCCAAAAGUAGCAUUCUCAAGCACAAAAUGGUAGAACAGAUUAAGAGGGAGAUAUCAAUAAUGAAAAUUGUUAGGCAUCCACAUAUUGUCCGACUGCACGAGGUGUUGGCUAGCCGGACAAAGAUAUAUAUUAUUCUUGAGUUUGUCUCUGGAGGUGAACUAUAUGAUAAAAUAGUUCUUCAAAAGAAGCUCCCAGAAAUUGAGUCUAGACGAUACUUUCACCAGCUGAUAGAUGCAGUUGCUCAUUGUCACAGCAAGGGUGUGUAUCACAGGGACCUUAAGCCUGAAAACCUUCUUCUUGAUGAUGAUGGAAAUCUGAAAGUUUCCGACUUUGGGCUGAGUGCACUGUCUCAACAAGGUGUUGACCUACUUCACACCACAUGUGGAACUCCUAAUUAUGUUGCACCCGAGGUGCUUAGUGGUCAGGGUUACGAUGGUGCAGCUGCAGAUAUAUGGUCAUGUGGAGUCAUCCUCUAUGUACUAAUGGCUGGAUAUCUUCCAUUUUCAGAGACGGACCUUCCCACCCUAAACAUGAAGAUAAAUGCAGCGGAGUAUUCCUGUCCCUAUUGGUUUUCACCUGGUGCAAAGUCCUUGAUAGAGAAGAUCCUUGAUCCGAAUCCUAAAACUCGAAUUCGGAUCGAAGAAAUUAGAAAAGAUCCAUGGUUCAGAAGAAACUACGUCCCUGCUAAACUUGGAGAAGAUGAGGAAGUAAACUUAGAUGAUGUUCGGGCUGUUUUUGAUGACAUUGAGGAUGAAUAUGUAGCCGAUCAAUCAGAAAAAAAUGAUGACGGUCCUUUGAUAAUGAAUGCAUUUGAGAUGAUAACAUUAUCUCAAGGAUUAAAUCUGUCACCAUUAUUUGACCGGCGACAGGACUAUAUAAAGCGGCAAACACGUUUUGUUUCUCGUAGACCUGCUAACUUUAUAAUGUCUAGCAUUGAAGCAGUAGCAGAAACAAUGGGAUUAAAUGUCCACACACGUAAUUUCAAGACAAGGUUGGAAAGAAGGACCGGACACAGGGUUGCACAGUUUGCCGCUGUGCUGGAGAUUUAUGAGGUGGCACCAUCCCUUUUUAUGGUGGACGUCCGCAAAGCUGCCGGAGAUACUCUAGAAUAUCACAAGUUCUACAAGAAUUUCUGUGCUAAGCUAGAAAACAUAAUCUGGAAACCAUCUGAGAGUGUGGGAAACUGAAGCCCUGCUUGGUUACUAACUGAUUCCAUGGAGCAAAUGAACAAACACAUUUAAUCAAUGAUGCAGCAGAGGAUCAUGAAGGUUCACUUUCUCCAUGAUCUGAAUUUUCUAUAUGCUGUUAUGAUAUAACUCAAGAAGUGUGUGUAUAUGUGCGCUCGUUUAAUUUUCUUCAUGCCGACCACUUGGAAUUGUCAUCAUUCCUGCAUUUAAAGGUUCCAUCACAGAAGGAGAAAAAGAAAAGAAAUGGUUAAGAGUGGGAAAGUGAAAAAGGCAUCCUUAGGAAAUUUGCCUUGGAUUGUACAUAAUGUGAUUGAAAAUAAAUUUUGAAUCUUUUUGCUGUGAGCUGUUGAACGUAAAUUUGUCAAUAACUAACGAAUAGUCCUUUAUAAACUAUAUUUUCUUUACAAGUCUCAGAUAAUCCAUUUUCCAACAUUAUAAGAAAAAUUUAAUAAAGGAAUAUUUUGAUUUUAAAUGCUA